AUGAAGCAAUUGCAUGGGGAAUCUAUCGACCAGUUUACAACAAGAUUACGCCAGAAAGCUAAGAAUUGUGAAUUUUCGGACAUUGACUCAGAAAUUAAAAGCCAGAUCAUACAGGGUGUUGUUUCACAAAACAUGAGAAUGCAGUGUUUACAAGAUCCGGAUAAAUCACUUAAUGACUUACUUACAAAAAUGAGAACCAUGGAAAUAUCAAAAACUCAAGCAGCAACUAUGUCAAAGGAUACAAGUAGUCAGCAAGUAGUGCGGAUAAAAAGCAAUCCUCGAUUUAGCCGUCAAUCAAAGGGAUUCGCACCUAAACGUUAUCAGCAACGUUCAUAUCAAACUAUCCCAGAAGCAAGUUUGUCGUCAGGAAGGCGAAACAACCCUCAAGAACUAAGGAAAAAAUGCCGAAAUUGUGGAGGAAAAAAACGUCAAAACAAGGCGAAGUUAAUCGAUGAUGAACAGUCGGAUUCACAACUUUUAUCAGAGGCAAGCAAGCCGAGUGUCAGUUCAAGUGAGUGCGAUGUUUUAUUUGGAUUUAAAAUAUCAGAUGGGAAAAAAGUGCCAAAGAAAUGCAUUAAAUUAAAUGGCGUAGAUGUUAAUGUGUUGAUAGAUAGCGGUUCAUCGUUAAAUAUUAUUAGCGAAAUCGACCUCAACAAAAUGAAAAUUCGUCCAGAAAUCAAGAAAACGAAAACAAAAGCAUUCGCAUUUGGGCAGAAAUCUCCACUUCCAUUCAAAGGCAAAUGUUCCCUGCUUGUUGAGUCGGACUCAAAAUUUAUGACAAAAUAUUUCCAUAUUGUUAAAGGCAACAAAGAAUCAUUGAUCAGUAAUGAAUUAUCGGUAGAGCUUGGGAUUUUACCGCAAAUACAAUCAGUUCAUAAAUCAGUUCAAAGCAAAGACGCAUAUUCAGGACUAAUUGAAGAAUAUUCUCAAGUUUUCACAGGCUUAGGAUGUCUGAAAGACAGAAAAGUUAAGUUUCAUAUUGAUGAAAGUGUUGUACCUGUAGCUCAACCGCCUAGGAGAGUUCCAUUUCAUGUACGUGCGCAAGUCGAAAAGGAGCUUAAAAGUUUAAAGGAAAUGGAUGUUAUUGAAAAGGUUAUAGGUUUACCGACACCGUGGGUUUCGAACUUAGUAGCGGCUCCGAAACCUAAUGCUCCACACGAAGUGAGAGUCUGCGUAGAUAUGAGAAAAGCUAACACCGCAAUCAAAACAGAGAAAAAUGUUUGCCCGACGGUGGAUGAUAUCAUCUUGACGUUAAACGGCGCAACGGUAUUUUCACGUCUAGAUCUGUACAAAGCUUUCCAUCAAAUUGAAUUGGAUGAAGCAUCACGUGUAAUGACAACGUUUCAGACACAUAUUGGACUGUUUAGGUAUAAACGUCUACAUUUCGGGGUGUCCGCAGCACCGAUAAUUUUCCAAAACGAGCUUCGUCAAGCACUUCAAGGUCUAAAAGGCAUAUUGAAUAUUGCCAACGACAUCGUAUGUUUCGGUAAGACACAAGAAGAACACGACGCCAAUCUUAGAGCUUUACUGCAACGUCUUCAAGAUCGAAACCUCACACUGAACAGCCAAAAAUGUUCAUUCGGACAAUCUAAAAUCAAGUUCUUCGGAUACGUAUUUUCCGAAUCCGGAAUGUCACCCGAUCCUGACAAAGUAAAUGCAGUGAAAAAUAUGGACAGACCAAAAUCAAUAUCCGAAAUCCGUUCAUUUCUGGGUCUCACGAACUAUUUGUCUAAGUUCAUAGAUGGGUAUUCAAGCUUAACAGAACCAUUAAGACGACUUACACAUAAAGGUGUAAAAUUUGAAUGGACUGCCGACCAAGAAAAAUCCUUCACAUCAUUGAAAGAUACCUUAAUUAGUGAUAAGGUCAUGACAUAUUUCGAUCCUAGAAAGGAAACUGAACUCUGGGUCGACGGAAGUCCAGUUACUUAUUCAAAACGGCAAAAUAGUAUCAUAUAG
Molecule: messenger RNA, 1956 nt
Organism: Ruditapes philippinarum (Manila clam)
Lineage: Eukaryota; Metazoa; Mollusca; Bivalvia; Venerida; Veneridae
Exons: 2
Coding region: 1-1956 (651 amino acids)
Biological process (GO): proteolysis
Molecular function (GO): aspartic-type endopeptidase activity
Source: RefSeq, a predicted model, not a curated record